GUGACGACAGUGUCUACACCUUCAGUGUUUUCUGGGGACCAUCUGAACAAAGGCCUGCCCCUUUUCACCAGAAUUUCUCUACCGCCAUCGUUACUUUACGUGUAAUCACGAUUACUAAAUCCGAUUACGAUACUUUUAUUAUAUUUCAGGACGUCAAAAACAGUAGAGACAGCGCCCGAAAUGGAUGGGGAUCACCAUGAAGUCAGCGGCGAGACCAAAUCGGCCAUGCAUACUUGGCGUUAUCGCCACCAUUUCACGUACAAGGCAGAUCAAGGAAAAAAUAUCAUCGUCCAGUGUAAUCUGUGUCUGCCGAGGGUUAAUCUGCUAUCCACGUCGAAAACGUCAACAUCAAAUCUAAAGAAACAUUUAGACAGAACACACUUGGGCUGUGAAGCCAGUCCUGAUGCCAAGAGGGGGAGAAAGAAAGAAGAGCGCAAUGGAGAGGAAAGCAGGCACUGCCAACUCAAAAAGCUUAAAGCAGAGAUUAUCUCCAAAUGCAUGACUCAAGCAAAGAUUGACGAUCUAAUCUUCAACUUCAUUGUGGAGGAUUGCCAAUCAUUUUAUGUGCUAGAGCAGCCUGGGUUUAGGAAGCUCAUUUCUGGCUUAACUGAAGGGCUGAAGUCCAUGGACAGGGUGACCUUGUUUACAAAGGUGGACCAGGGUUUCUCCAGGAUGCGGGAGGAGGUGAUGGCAAAGCUCAGCAACAUCCAGUACGUGUGCACCACAGCUGACAUCUGGACGGCCAACAACAGGAGCUUCUUUGGGAUGACCUGUCACUGGAUCGACGCCGAUUCUUUGGAGAGGAAAUCUGCUGCUCUGGGGUUUGCACGGCUGCCGGGCAGGAUCACAUAUGACACCAUUGCUGGGCGAAUACAUGACAUCCAUGUGGCAUACAAUAUUGAAAGUAAAGUUCAGACCACGGUUACUGACAACGGCAGCCCCUUUAUCAGUGUGUUCAAGGAGUUUGCCGUGGACAACCAGGAAAGCGACGAUGACAUCGGGUUCUAUGAGAAUGUGAGCAGUGUCCUGGAGGGGGAGCCUGAGCAGGACAUGCUCCUGUUUCUACCCACUGUACAGCGCUGUGCAUCGCACACUCUGGAGCAGAUUGUCACAGAAGACUUCUGGCAGGCUGUGUCACAGGGGCCCAUGUGCCAGCUGCAUUACAGUACAAUGGCCAAGGUUUUUGCCAUAUGGAGCAAAUGCCACCAUCUCCAGGUUGGAAUGGAUGCAGCAGAGGAGAUAGGAAAGAUGGCGCUUGUUGUUCCUGCUGUUAUACGCUGGAAUGUGGAGUACUGUGCUGUGCAGAAGAUUGUGUCUCUCAGCGAGCGGGAGCUGACAGAGCUGUGCGCCCGCCUGGAGGUCCCUCGCCUGCAGCCAGAGGAGAUGGCCUUCUUGAAAGAAUAUGUGACUGUAUUCCACCCACUUGCGUUUGCACUUGAACUUUUCCAAGCGGAGCAGAAAUGUUACUUGGGUCUGGUCAUCCCAACUGUGCUCAGUCUGAAGAACAAGUUAAAUGAGCAGAAAGAUGCAGCAAAUUACUUUGGUGAUGUCAUCAGCGCCAUUGUAAUGGCUAUUGACGUGCGGUUCCAGGAGCUGUUUGCCAGCACAGAGGCGAAGAUUGCAACAGCAACUACUCCUCAGUUUCGCUUGUGGUGGAUGGCUGCCUCUGAGAGGGAGGAGAUGUGCUCCCUGCUGGCGACAGAGGCAUCCCAGAUGGAUCCCUGUAAUGUAGCCAAGGCCAACACCAGCCGGAAUCUGUCCACCAUUGAAUCUGAAGAUGAUUUCUUCAGCUACGGGCCUGUGAAGCCAGCCACUCAGAUCCAGCAGCGGGGAGUGAUGGAAGAGAUCCGCAAUCCCCAGAGUGAAGCAGCUUUUCCUCAAAUACAACACCACCCUGCCCUCCACGGCCCCCGUCCAGCGUCUCUUCAGUCAGAAGGGCAACCUGGUUACCUCACAGAGAAACUUUCUGACCGAUGA
Molecule: messenger RNA, 1977 nt
Organism: Monopterus albus (swamp eel)
Lineage: Eukaryota; Metazoa; Chordata; Actinopteri; Synbranchiformes; Synbranchidae
Exons: 2
Coding region: 181-1977 (598 amino acids)
Molecular function (GO): DNA binding
Source: RefSeq, a predicted model, not a curated record